AUCCACAGAGCCGCAGACAGACCGACAGACAGGUGAUGAAGAUGGUCUCCUCCUCGCGCCUCCGCUGCCUCCUCCUGCUCCUCCUCUCCCUCACCGCCUCCAUCAGCUGCUCCGCCGCCGCCCAGAGAGACUCCAAACUCCGCCUGCUGCUGCACCGGACCCCGCUGCUGGGCUCCAAACAGGACUUGUCUCGCUCCUCGCUGGCGGAGCUGCUCCUGUCCGACCUCCUGCAGGUGGAGAACGAGGCUCUGGAGGAGGAGAACUUCCCUCUGGCUGAUGGAGAACCCGAGGACGUCCAUGUGGAUCUGGAACGAGCUGCCGUCGGCACCGGGCCGCUGCUCGCCCCGCGGGAGAGGAAAGCCGGCUGCAAGAACUUCUUCUGGAAGACCUUCACCUCCUGCUGAGAGCCUCCUCCACCCUCCUCCACCCUCCUCCACCCUCCUCCUCCUGCAGACACUGUACAGACUGGAUCAGACCAUCACUGAUUAGUGUGGAUGAAUUGUUUAGAUUUUUCUGAGCUGAUUCUUUCUGAAUGUAAACUUGAUGAAACUAUUUUUAAUUGUUGGUUUGAAUAAAAUCUGUUUGAGACAAACA
Lates calcarifer (barramundi perch) is the source of this 594-nucleotide messenger RNA. RefSeq names its product somatostatin 1, tandem duplicate 1 (gene sst1.1). Gene Ontology annotation, cellular component: extracellular region. Gene Ontology annotation, molecular function: hormone activity. The record is from RefSeq and is a predicted model, not a curated record. The transcript has 2 exons. Gene Ontology annotation, biological process: regulation of cell migration. NCBI's taxonomy places the organism in Eukaryota, Metazoa, Chordata, Actinopteri, Centropomidae. The coding region runs from base 36 to 404 and encodes 122 amino acids.